Messenger RNA from Ochotona princeps (American pika), 2396 nucleotides. RefSeq names its product trophinin associated protein (gene TROAP). The record is from RefSeq and is a predicted model, not a curated record. Bases 141 to 2273 code for a protein of 710 amino acids. Lineage: Eukaryota; Metazoa; Chordata; Mammalia; Lagomorpha; Ochotonidae. The transcript has 16 exons.
CCGAUGUCACGAGCCUCCGGCCCAGCCAAUCAGGAGCUUGGCGUAUUUUACAAACGGAGAAAGUGGCCGCCGCCGAAGCCGAGGAGAGUCCGGGCAAGCGGCGCGCCAGGCGGUCCUGGGAAGGCUCCACUGUAGCCAUCAUGACCACCCUCCACGCCUCCAAGGAUCCCCUCCCCCGGGGUGUGUCUCCCACCCCUAGCAAGAUUCCCGUGCGCUGUCAGAGGCGCCCACCUUUCCCCACAGUCAAAGCACGCGCCCCGGACCAGGAGAACCAAGAUCCGAGGGGAGCGAUGCAGAAGCCACUGCUCACCCUUCAGCGCCCUCUCCAGCGCGACUCCCCAGGCCCCCGGUUGAAAGCCAAGCAGCAGACCAAGAAAGCACAGUGCUCGGAGGGCAUCACUCCGGCCCGGACCACUCUGGAGGAGCUGAGGCCUGACACUGGGAGACAAAAUGUGGGGCCUGGGCUGCCUCCCCAUACAGAGGCUCCAGCAGCUGUAGAGUUUGUAGCUGAUCCUGUAGCCCUGGCCACCAUCCUGUCAGGUGAGGGGGUGAAGAAUGAUUUUCUGGGGUGCCACUCCGGUCUGGCUAGGAGAGUCCUGAUUCAAGGCAGCAAGGGCAGCACCUCCCAGAGGGCCCAGGGUGCUCGGGCCUCUGCGUAUCUGGCUCCCAGAACCCCCAUCCACCCACUGGAUCCUGCCAGGGCUUCCUGCUUCUCAAGGCUGGAGGGCCCAGGACCCCGAGGCCGGAUUGUGUAUCCCCAGAGGCUGGAGGCUGUGCAGGCUCAGCUGGCAGGACCCUCCUUGCCCUUCUCUGCCACCCGCCCCAACUUCCAGGAACUAAGACAAUUGGCAGGUGGUAACAGCCGGAGUACGGCGAGCCAGGCUUCUGAACUGCUUCUAGAGACCCCGGCCCAGCCUGGAGAGCAUGAGGUUGCCCCUCACUCAGAUGAAGGAGGAGGGGCUCCCCUUGGCCUGGCCCAGCGAGUACCCUUGAGAGAAAUCCCAGAGAUGCCACACAGCAAGGAUCGCCAAGGCUCUCACCUGAUGCCCUCCCCUGCGACCCAGCCCAUGCCCGGCCGUGUGGUGCCUCCUUCUAUCCGCCACCCGUCGCCUUUUGGGCGAGCUCAGCGCGUCCCCUCCCCUGGCGUCCCCGCAGCAGCGACAUCCUAUUCAGUAUUGCGGCGUUUCACCAUGCGACCCAAGACCCGAUUCACACCCAUCUCAUCAAAUCCCAGGGUUCAGCAGGCCCGGUGGCUGCGGGGCCUGUCCCCUCAGUCCUGCCGUGAGGACCCGGCCCUACCCUGGGGACAGAUUGCAGUGCGGUUGUUUGACCAGGAGACUCACGGUGAAGUGCAGGAGAGUCCGGGGGAAUCAUCAGUGGCCCCUCUUGGUCUCCACCCCAACGCAGCCUCCAGCCUCCAGGAGCUGAAGCUGCAGCGUAUCAGCAUCCUGCAGCAGCUGUUACGGCAGGAGGUAGAGGGGCUGGCAUGGGACAAGUGUGCCUCCCUCAAUGGUGCCCCAUCUCUGGACAUGGCUGAACUUCAGUCCCUGCUGGCUGAGAUGUCUAGAACUGUGAAAGCCGCAGAGCCUGAUUCUGGGACUGCCUGCCUUCACAGACUGUCACAACCUGCUGGGCUGCUGGAGUCUUGCCUUCUAGACAAGGGUGGGGAGGCACAGCCCUGCCUUACGGCUAUGGCUCCGGCUCCCCCAGAGUCCUGUAGCAAUGAGAUACCAGAGUCAUCUCCCCAAGAACAGCAUGGGGUGCCAGAGCCCUGCCCUGCAGCAGAGCCUGAAGACCAGCAGCCCAGCUUCCAGGGGCAGGCCAGGCACCUGGAGCCCUGCCUUGGGGUGGAGCAGAGGGCCUCCAAGGUCUGUUUCUUGCAACACAGCAGCCCAGGGUCAAGCACGCAGCCCUACUGCAACCUGGGUACCCCCGGGACCACCAGCCUGAGCUUCUCUUCCCAGCAGCCACUUUGUGCCAACCCCCCUAUCUACUCGCUCCAUUCUCCAAGGUCCCCCAUUGGCCAGGCAGGCCCCAGCAGUCUGGCGCCAAGAGCCCUGGCCCUGAGGCAGCGCCUCAAAGCCUGUCUGUCAGCCAUCCACGGCUUCCAUGAGGCCCGACUAGAUGACGAGUGUGCCUUCUACACUAGCCGGGCCCCGCCCUCCGGCACCAGCCGGGUGUGCACCAAUCCUGUGGCCACACUCCUCGAAUGGCAGGAUGCCCUGAGUUUCGUUCCAGUUGGUUCUGCUGCCCCCCAGGACUCUCCACCCUGAGCCACCCACUCCACCUCCACUCACCUUGCAUGCUCCUUCCCUUUUAGCCCUUAUUUAUUGCCUGUCCGCCUUUGGGACUGGGACCCAAAUCCCGUCUGUGCUUUAAUAAAGUUUCUAAAGUCU